UCAAUUUUAAAAAGUGUGUGGAUGAGUAAGUAAUUUAACAACAAAUCCUCCUUUGAAUUGUCAAUAAUGUCAUAAACAAGAAAAAAAUAAAGUUAAUUACUUUUGAAAAUGUAUACUGAAAAAUAUUGCCGAUUAUGUGCAUUAAAAUUUCCAACAACAGCUUUAAGAAACGUAAACGAAUUAAAACAGAAUAAAGAAUUAAAUCCACCAAUUUUACAAUAUUUACAAUUAAAAAUCACCGACAAUGAUCGGUUACCGCAUACAGCAUGUUUAUAUUGUUGUAAAACACUUUCGGAUUUAGAUCGAUUUCGAAAUAAUGUAAUAGAUGCUCAACGAAAGCUAGAAGGUGUAUUUGGUUACUCUGAUAAUAAAUACGAACAAGCUGAUGUCAAACCCUUAAUUCACGAUUUACCUCCUUUUAUACAAGAUCUACAUGGAAAUCAGAGUAGCACCGUAGCUCAUGAUUAUGUAGCGAAUGAUUUGGAGACAAUUGAUCAUUUCCUUCAUGAUUUCACAAAUGAUGUUAGCCAAGAUUGUGAUGGUAAUUUUUCGGAAGGCGACGAAUCUCUUGAUAAAAAACCAGAAAAUGUGGAUUUACUUUGCCAGGACUUAUUAAAAAAUGACCAAAAAGUAUCGAAGACAGAAACAAAUCAUAAAAAUAAUGGCCAUUCGUUGGUAAAAAAAUUACGUUUUAAGUGUUAUAAGUGCAAUACUUGGCUUCAAACUGAAUUCAGUUUACAAGAUCACUUUGAUUCACACCAUGAUGUUAAAAUGAAAUAUUCAUGUCCAAAAUGUAAAUCACUUUACAGUGAUUUAAAUGAAUUUAAAAAUCAUUUAUAUAAUCAUUAUUUACAAAAAUUAUCCAAAAAAUUACGUUUUCCAUGUGACAUUUGUGGUAAGAAAUUUCAAAGUGAAUCGGUACUUAUUGCUCAUCAAGAUUCACAUUUAGAUGAAAAUGCCUUCUCUUGUGAUGAAUGUGGACGAAAAUUUCGUUUACAACAACAAUUAACUGAACAUAAAUUUAUCCAUAGAAAAACACGAAUUGAUGAUAAUAUGGAGGUUAAAUGUGAACAAUGUGAUAAAAUAUGUAGAAAUCAUGCAACGUAUCAAAGACAUUUAUUAAGUCAUAUACCGUCAGAAGUUAAACAGAAAUUUGAUUGUGAACUAUGUGAUCGAAAAUUUGUAUCGGCAAUUAAUUUACAAAAUCAUCUUAUUUUACAUAAAACUGAAAAGGAAAGGGAACAUAUUUGUGAUGAAUGUGGUAAAGUAUUUAAAAAUAAGCAAAAUCUACUUGAGCACAAAAUAACACAUUCAGACGAGCGGCCAUACAAGUGCGAUGAAUGUUCAAAAGCUUUUAAAACUGAUCGAAUUUUACAAAGACAUAAACUUGUUCAUUCUGAUGAAAAACGAUUUGGUUGUGAAGUAUGUGGAAAACGGUUUAGAGAGAGAUCCGGAUUAAAUGUACAUAUUAAAAUACAUAGCGAAGAACGGCCAGAUGAAUGUAAUUAUUGUAGUAAACGUUUUAAAAGAAAACGUGAUUUAGAGGUUCAUUUACGACAACAUACGGGUGAACGGCCAUUCGCGUGUUUGGAAUGUAAUCAUUAUUUUUCAAAUAAUUCAAAUUUUAUAAAACAUUUGAAAGGUAAACAUAAAUUAAAAAAUGUUUCAAUUGCAAAUCAACGAUCGUAUCCAUUUAUUAAUUAA
Chrysoperla carnea is the source of this 1704-nucleotide messenger RNA. Its product is annotated as zinc finger protein OZF-like. NCBI's taxonomy places the organism in Eukaryota, Metazoa, Arthropoda, Insecta, Neuroptera, Chrysopidae. Gene Ontology annotation, cellular component: nucleus. Bases 109 to 1704 code for a protein of 531 amino acids. Gene Ontology annotation, molecular function: DNA-binding transcription factor activity; RNA polymerase II cis-regulatory region sequence-specific DNA binding; zinc ion binding. The record is from RefSeq and is a predicted model, not a curated record. Gene Ontology annotation, biological process: regulation of transcription by RNA polymerase II. The transcript has 9 exons.